AUGAGGAUGGAUGAUUACGUAACCUGGUUCCUGGCCCUCUCCAUCCAAGGAGGGCUUGGCAAUGAAUAUGCAGUAGAACUGCUGAAACACAAUGUGAACCCCUGCAUUGCAGAACAGAUCUAUCUGCAGGAUACACGAAACAAGGACUUGGCUCUAGCGGCUGAGGAAGUACAACGAGUUGGUAGAGCCAUGGAGCUCUAUGCUAUGCAACAACGUGGUGGGUCCACCACUAAAAACAACUUUUCCCAGAGGCACCCUGGGUCAUCAAACCAAACUCAAAAUCACUCUCACGGGUUCAAGCCGUUCGGGCUGCAGCCAGGGCAGGGUGCACCUAUGGAUAUCUGCGCGGUCCAAGGUGGACAAAUGCGCAGAUUCAAGGGCAACUGCUACAACUGGCACCAGGCGCGCCACUUAGAAGCAGAAAAAAUGGACGAUUGGCUCAAUACUCUGGCCGUUCGUUCAUACGUUGAGAUCCAGGCUUUCUUUUACAACCAGCAGGUCGCUGAAAUGAAAGCUCAGGGAAAAGAGUUCAGAGCUUAG
Messenger RNA from Serpula lacrymans var. lacrymans S7.9, 540 nucleotides. RefSeq lists its product as uncharacterized. NCBI's taxonomy places the organism in Eukaryota, Fungi, Basidiomycota, Agaricomycetes, Boletales, Serpulaceae. The transcript is spliced from 2 exons. The coding region runs from base 1 to 540 and encodes 179 amino acids. The record is from RefSeq and is a predicted model, not a curated record.